Messenger RNA from Pelodiscus sinensis (Chinese soft-shelled turtle), 3460 nucleotides. Lineage: Eukaryota; Metazoa; Chordata; Testudines; Trionychidae. The record is from RefSeq and is a predicted model, not a curated record.
UUGAUAAAAAUGCAGAAAAGCAGCCGGAAAGAUGGGGUUUAGGGUGGUACAAGACAGAAAACCAAGACUAAAAGGCAGAGUAGACAAGUGGCUACUUUCUAAGCAUUUCUUUGCCACUCACUGUGUAACCUGAAAUGGUAGGAGGAGGGCUCUAAUUAGCCGUGUUAUGAUAGGAGCUCUUCUAGCUAUAUAAACUGGUAGUGCACUUGUUCUACUAUCUCCAGCUCAUUGCACAUUCUUCAACAGAUAGUCGGAUACUGCAUAGCAACAGCUGCCUUGCUCAACUCAGCUGGAAGAGCCAUAGGCGACGAUCAAACCCACCCAACACAUAGGAGAGAAGUUGCAAACCAGCAUUAUCUCCCAUGCCCAGGAACUGUGAGAAACUACUGCAGCUGCCAAGACCGUAGGCUUGUCCCAAAACCCCGACAGAGCCUGGCCUGAGGACAGGCCCAGACGCUUGACCCUGCCUGCACCAGGAGACCGGCUGAGCCCUGCCAACCUGCAAGCCGUGGAGGACUGGACCGGAUCCCUGGGAUCCCAGUGGGACGAGACCAUCCUGGGCUCCCUGCCUACACAGCCAGAAACUCAGGAGGAAUGAACAGAUGUUCUCUGAGUGAUAUUUGUGACAUCUCCAGUAGUCCACUCCCGGCCGAUGCGUCUCUUGAUGGACACAGGCCUAAUGAAUCUGAGUUUAAGCACCACCUCUGGCCAGCACAUUCUCCAGACCUCCCAGCAAGAGUGCCACUUUUGGAUAUGCUGGAAGAACAGGCUCUGAAAGCAACCAUGGAAGGCAGUGUUGAACUCAAGAUAGAAACAAAAGGGGAAAGGAAGACACAAAAGCAGAAUCCAGUGAGAAAAGGUGGGAAGAGAGUCUGUAAAGUUCUUGGAUAUAUCACAGGAGAUAUGAGAGAGUUUGGAGACUGGCUGCAAGAUAAGCCAAUCCCGUUUCAGUUUGUCGACUGGGUCCUGCGAGGGACGGCCCAGGUGAUGUUCGUCAAUAACCCUCUCAGUGGGCUUAUCAUGAUUGCUGGGUUCCUUGUCCAGAAUCGUUGGUGGACGAUCACAGGUUGUCUGGGAACCGUUGUCUCAACAUUUACAGCACUGAUUCUGUGUCAGGACAGAUCGGCCAUAGCAGCGGGAUUGCAUGGCUAUAAUGGGGUCCUGGUGGGACUGCUCAUAGCAGUGUUCUCUGACAAGGGAGAUUUCUAUUGGUGGCUUCUCCUGCCUGUUGCUGUUGCAUCCAUGACCUGCCCAAUUAUUUCCAGUGCUUUAGGCUCAAUCUUCCAUAAGUGGGAUCUUCCUGUUUUCACCUUGCCUUUCAACAUGGCACUGACUUUAUACUCAGCUGCCACCGGACACUACAACCUCUUCUUCCCUACAGUCCUCUUUCAACCUGCAACAUCAGUGCCCAAUAUCACAUGGUCCAGAAUUGACGUGCCAAUGCUAUUGCAAUCCAUUCCGGUCGGCGUUGGUCAGGUGUAUGGCUGUGAUAACCCCUGGACUGGUGGCAUCUUCCUGGUAGCUUUAUUCAUCUCUUCGCCACUCAUUUGCUUGCAUGCUGGAAUCGGAUCUGCUGUGGGGAUGCUGGCAGCCCUGAGCCUAGCAGCCCCUUUCAACAACAUCUACGCUGGCUUGUGGAGUUACAACAGCUGCCUUGCAUGCAUCGCAAUCGGAGGCAUGUUCUAUGCUCUCACUUGGCAGACCCACCUGCUAGCAAUUGCCUGUGCUUUCUUUUGUGCCUACCUGGGAGCAACUGUGGCCAAUAUGUUUUCGGUGUUUGGAUUACCAGCGUUUACCUGGCCUUUCUGCUUGUCUGCACUAACCUUUCUGCUAAUGACGACAAACAACUCAGCCAUCUACAAGUUACCUCUCUCCAAAGUCACUUACCCAGAAGCCAACCGAGUUUUCUACCUCACAACAAGAAAGCAUCUGGCCAGCUGUGAGUUAUAAAGACUAAGGCAGAGAUGUUCUAGGGUUUUGAAUGGAAAAAGUUUCUCCUCUAUUUUGUAUGUUUAGUCUAUCUGGCAUAACUAUUAUGCUGUGUUAGAAGAACUCUCCAUGGACCCCGAUCUGUACUGAAUUUAAGAACACGUACACUUGUAAACGUGUCUGACUUUGAAAUAGGAUAAGAUGAUUUACAAGGUGGUGGUUUGGGAGAAGGAAAUAGAGUUAUAAAGUCCAAAUAAUAGCAGCUGAAUCCAGAGCACUGGAGAGAAAACUCCCUCUGGGUGCAUUAUGGGAUUCCUAAUUAUGGGCCUGGUGCCCAGAUACCACAAUGAUGGGUGCAGUUUGCAAGGUUCACAAGUCCCAGCUUUAUAAUGAUUGUUAAUUAUAAUAAAUCUUUGUAUUGUCCUAGCAUAUAAGUGCCCCAGUCAUGGACCCAGCAGCAGUGUGCUAGGUGCAGCCCAAUCACGGAACAAAAUGACAAUCUCUGCCCCAAACACCUUACAGUCUUAAACGACAGAGGGAUACAGACAGACUGAUGGGGGUGGGGCAGGCAACAGGCUCUACAAGCAGCAUCCUGAAUGGAUACGAACGGGACAAGAUUACAUUUGUCAAGACCAGAGAAAGGAAUGUUGCUGUAAACAUGACACAAGAGGAUGGCCGCCUGGAUGGAAAAUGUAGCUGUGUGAAUGGGCAGGAAAAUAAGCACCUCACAGAUAUUAGGCAGAAAGAAUCUGUGAGACUUAGAUACAGCUGACACCUGAGGCUCUAGAGAUUUAGCACAGCCGGGUCCUCUUGGCUCCUGCCCUGUUCAGUUGAUAAAGUCACUUAGAGACCCUGGGUUCAGUAAUCACUGGAGUUUAUUUACAGAUUGUGCUCCCACCACCUUUUCACCAUGCAAACAGCCCUCUGCCAUCAGCAGGGGUGCGGAAGGGGAGUAUUACCUCCAUUUCCACUCCCUGUCUUUUCCAUUUCUUCCUGAUCCCACCCAUCCCCUCCACCUCCCUUCCCCUGUGGCUUUUAUACAGCCCCAGCCUAAUUAGGCGGCAGCUGUCUCUUCUUCCCCACUUAGGGCUAGGUCAGUGGUCUCCAAACUUUUGGGGCUGCCAGGCGCCCAGGGGCGGGGCUGCUCACACACUGGGCACCCGGGGCAGGGCCGCGCCCGCGCCCACGGGCGAUAUCCUGUGUGCCCAGAGCUGGCGGCCCCGCCCCUGAGUGAGUGGUGCAUGGGCACUGCUGGCUCCUGGAUGUGUGGCACAGGUGUUGGCUCCAGGCACGCAACGCAUGGGUGAUGGCGACCCCGCCCCCGGGCGUGCGGGACAUGGGCUGUUCCGGCCCCGGGCGACCCCACCUCUGGGAGUGCAGCACAGUUGUGGCACCAGCCCUGGGAGUGCGGCGCAUGGGUAGGCCCACUGCUCAGUGAGGAGGGAGAAGCAGUAACAGGAAACUUGGAAAUGGCGGAGAUGCUCAAUGACUUCUUUCUUUCGGUCUUCACCGAGAAGUCUGGAGGUGUGAC